CAACAGAAGGGAGUCAGUGAGUGCGGGUGCCAGGCAGGUGUGUGUCUGAAUGUGCUCCGCUGUGAAAUUCUUCUGGACGCUGCAGCCCCCUGGGGGCAGUGGGUUCUUUGGGGAGCCAGAUGCCUUUCCUAUGUUUGCCACCAACAACCGAGUAAAGAGGAGACCCUCCCCUUAUGAGAUGGAGAUUACUGAUGGUCCCCAUACCAAAGUCGUAAGGCGCAUCUUCACCAACAGCCGGGAGCGAUGGCGGCAGCAGAAUGUGAAUGGGGCCUUUGCUGAGCUCCGCAAGCUGAUUCCCACGCACCCUCCAGACAAGAAGCUCAGCAAGAAUGAGAUUCUCCGCCUGGCCAUGAAGUACAUCAACUUUCUAGCCAAGCUGCUCAAUGACCAGGAGGAGGAGGGCACUCAGCGGGCCAAGCCUGGCAAGGACCCCGUGGUG
Messenger RNA from Miniopterus natalensis, 439 nucleotides. NCBI's taxonomy places the organism in Eukaryota, Metazoa, Chordata, Mammalia, Chiroptera, Miniopteridae. The record is from RefSeq and is a predicted model, not a curated record.